CUGAAGUCCAAAGUCCUUUAAAGGCACAGUUUGGGGACUACUGCAAGGCGGGAACUGAAGAGCCCCGGAACAAAUGGCGGCGGGCUUUGUAUGGCUGUCGGCAGGAAUUACAAGACGGAUCGCGGUCAACAAUAACUACUACUACAGAGGCUUCUAGGCCGCAGCUGGAGGAAGAGGAAAAUGGAGCCCUUAAGAGUGUUGGAGCUUUACAGCGGGAUCGGAGGGAUGCACUACGCCCUGCAAGUGGUAUACCUGCAGAAAUUGUUGCAGCUGUAGAUGUGAACACAGUGGCCAAUGAAGUUUACAAACACAAUUUCCACACCACACCAAUGUGGUCAAAGACUAUUGAGGGAAUAUCUCUGAAGGAGUUCAACAAGUUAUCUUUUGAUAUGAUUUUGAUGAGUCCUCCUUGUCAGCCAUUUACAAGAAUUGGCCGACAGGGGGAUGUUUCUGACCCUAGGACCCAGAGUUUUCUCUACAUUCUUGAUAUUCUUCCAAGGCUUGCAAAGCUACCAAAAUAUUUACUUUUAGAAAAUGUCAAAGGCUUUGAAACGUCAUCAGCCAGAGAUGAACUCAUACAAACACUAGAAAAGUGUGGAUUUACAUAUCAAGAAUUUCUGUUGUCUCCAACUUGUCUUACCAUCCCAAAUUCAAGAUUGAGGUACUUCCUGAUGGCACGACUCCAGAUUGAACCUUUUCCCUUCCAUGUACCUGGCAAGAUACUAACAGAUUUCCCAAACCAGGAUCAGAUGGAUUCAGAGAUGCCCAGACAUAGUGCAGGCUUGAUGGAAGAUAGUUUUACCAGAGAACCAGAUGCUGGUUCUGACAGUAAUGGUGGACACUUGCAAAAGAGGGACUUCCUUUUUAAGCUUGAAACAGAGCAGGAACUGGAAAGGAAGCAGCAACAGGACAAUGAUCUCUCUUUGCAAAUGCUAAGAAAUUUCCUUCAAGAGGAUGGAGAAGGACUGAGUAAUUACCUCUUACCAGCAAAGUACUUGCUACGUUAUGCUCUCCUUCUAGACAUUGUUACACCUUCUUGCAGGAGAUCUACAUGCUUCACAAAAGGGUAUGGGCACUAUAUAGAAGGAACUGGCUCAGUGCUGCAGACAGCGGAAGAUAUCCAGCUUGAAUCUGUAUUUAAAUCCUUUGAGAGUUUAUCUGAAGAGGAGAAGAUUAUGAAGCUGUCACUACUUAAGUUGCGGUACUUUACCCCAAGAGAAAUAGCAAAUCUACAUGGAUUUCCUCUGGAAUUUGGUUUUCCUGACAAAGUAACCACAAAACAGCAAUAUCGUCUGCUUGGAAACAGUCUCAACAUACAUGUAGUGGCUAAAUUAAUCUCAUUAUUGGUUGCUUAAUAUGGGAAUACAACCUGAUCUGAUGAGCUAUAUUGUAUGCAACAUACAUGAGAAUACAGACUUCAUCUCUGCAAAUGGAAUAAAAAUGUUCGAUGCGAUGCAUCUAUGUGGCUUCUAACAUGCUAGCUUCCAUUGCAGGUGUCUGUCAGAACAAAAAGCCCUAAAUCCAAAUGCAUAAUUUGUUGAAGUAUAAAUUAACCCUUAUAUAAAUCCUAUGGGUUUGGUAGUUCUACUUUAUUGGGGGCCCACAGUUGGAAUUGGGCUUGGAUGUUUAGCAACUUAAGCAGUGGCCAUACAAUUUAUGAAAAUGGCAACUGUUAAUGGGAAUAGAAGUCAAGUGUUACAGUAUGUUGUAGUUUGUGAGCACUAAAGUCAAGUUUGUCAGAAAAAUAAAUAAAUUAAAAUUUUACAUUCUGUUAAGAAUCUAUUUAAAUUGGAACGUUCAUCUUCAGUACUUUAAACUUUAAAGUGAAUUAAUGAUUUUAUUAAAUAAAUAAUUUUACAAGAAUGAU
This is a messenger RNA of Sceloporus undulatus (fence lizard), 1867 nucleotides long. RefSeq names its product tRNA aspartic acid methyltransferase 1 (gene TRDMT1). Gene Ontology annotation, molecular function: methyltransferase activity. Lineage: Eukaryota; Metazoa; Chordata; Lepidosauria; Squamata; Phrynosomatidae. Bases 330 to 1355 code for a protein of 341 amino acids. The record is from RefSeq and is a predicted model, not a curated record. The transcript has 11 exons.